Molecule: messenger RNA, 453 nt
Organism: Rangifer tarandus platyrhynchus (Svalbard reindeer)
Lineage: Eukaryota; Metazoa; Chordata; Mammalia; Artiodactyla; Cervidae
Source: the annotation of a GenBank genome assembly
AUGUUAGAACAGGGGGUCCGUGGAGAGGUGAGAAGGGAGAGUCCCAGAGACCAGAGGCUAGCUGAGAGGGGUGCAUCACAGGGAUGGGAGUCAAGAUGCGGGGUGCUGACGGAGCAACAUGGGCGGAGAAGCAGACAGAAGCAUGCCCUGAAGGGGCCCGUUGGAAGUGAGAAGUGGACACAGGCCAGAGGCAUUCCUGAGGUAGAAGAAGCAGGCCUUGGAGACAAUGUGAGGCUGGGGGCUGAGGGCACGGGGAUCUGGGGGAGGCCGGGACCGGACUCACCCUCUGGAACAGGGAGCGGCGCGCUGGUGGACGAGGGAGGCCAGGGACGGCGGGCGGGGAGACAACGGGAGAGCGGGAGGGUGGGGCUCAGACACACGUCACUCCCAGCGCUCGCCCUCCUCAUCGCCAACCUCCGAGGUCACAUGGGGGCUGCCAUAUUGGCGCACUAG